This is a messenger RNA of Athene cunicularia (burrowing owl), 1467 nucleotides long. Its product is annotated as glioma pathogenesis-related protein 1-like. The coding region runs from base 89 to 964 and encodes 291 amino acids. NCBI's taxonomy places the organism in Eukaryota, Metazoa, Chordata, Aves, Strigiformes, Strigidae. Gene Ontology annotation, cellular component: extracellular region. The record is from RefSeq and is a predicted model, not a curated record. The transcript has 6 exons.
UGAAGAGCAGCUUGCAAGUAUUAUCUCCACCUGAGAGAUUUUUCUUUUAAAAACUUUAAAAAAAUAAGAGUGAAAACAUUGAAGAAUUAUGAAAAUCACAUUUUCCUUUGCUGCUUUGUUCUUAUUGGAUCUCUUUGCUUGCUGUCAUGCUUAUCCACAAUAUCCCUUGCCUGACAUAGAAGAUGCAAAGUUCAUUGAAGACUGUGUGAGAGCUCACAACAUGUUUCGAUCCAAAGUGAAACCGCCAGCCAGCAAUAUGUUUCGCAUGUCCUGGGAUGCUGCUUUAGCUAAGACUGCCAAAGCAUGGGCAAAGAAGUGCAAGUUUAAGCACAAUAUCUACCUUAAAAUGCCGGGGAAGGUGCACCCCACCUUUACCCCUGUUGGAGAAAACAUCUGGACUGGCACAGCCACCCUGUUCUCCGCGGAUACAGCCCUCACUGACUGGUUUAAUGAAGUCAGCAGCUAUGAUUUCAGCACCGGUAGCUGUACUGGCAUGUGUGGUCACUACACUCAGGUCGUUUGGGCAGAGAGUUACAAAGUUGGUUGUGCAGUUCACUUCUGCAAUACAGUUGAAAAUUUUCCAGGACUCUUCAGAGCAGCACAUUUUGUUUGCGACUAUGGGCCAGCGGGCAAUUACCCAAGAAAACCAUAUGAAAUGGGACGACCGUGCAGUGGAUGCAGUAAUGAGAAGUGUGUAGACAGGCUCUGCGAAAAUACAGAACGUGAGAAGCUGAUAAAUUAUGCCUACUGGUAUCCAGACUGGGAUACACAGCCCCAGCCACCGCGGCCCCGGCCCCCCCGGCCUCCCACGCCAUCGUACAUCCCACCUGCCGAGGACCUGCGUCCCUCUUGCGACCAAUACUGUCUUAGUGUUAUAAUUUUAAGGCCACUGUUUUUGGUACUGACUGCUGGUGCUGUUCUUUUAGUGCAACAGUGGUUUCCACACACAUUUUUUUAUGAGUAAAGAUCAAUUAAGAAACUGGUAGUGAUCCUACCACUGUAUUACUGUCAGAGAUUUGCACACAUUUAAAAAAACAUUUGGUCAUCUCUCCGUUAUCCUUGUGAUGUUUAUACAGCUGAUUCUUCACUCAAGGCAAGAUACAAGUGGUUGUUCGUAGAGCUAGUAUAAUUUAUUUGCAGUAGCUGCAAUACACUUCUGUGUCUGCACAAGCCUCUUAGCUCUGGCUCAGGGGUAGAUUUCUAGAAGGGCCACGUAGACUAUAUGUUACUAUAUAUGCUAACAAGCCUCCUGGAAACCUGGGGCAUCACACAGACAUGUCUGAAGCAACACACUGUAUCCAAAAGAAACAAUAACUCAUCUCCAUUAACCUUCAGUUAUCCCAGACAUCAUUUUCCCUAGAUAACGUGGAUUUAACUGUAUGUAUUACUUUUUAUGAACAUAAGGAUUAAAGCUUGUCCUUUACUAUAUUUAGCCUAUGUGUAUCAUUCUCCAUUAAAGUUACUCUA